CGCGCGUGAUCGCCGGCGCCCCCGAGCCCAGCGCGCCUGUGCCUGCGCCGCCCGGCCGCCCGCCCCCGGCCCCGGGCCCCGGCCCCAGAGAUGCUGCUGCUGGCGGCCGCCUUCCUCGUGGCGUUCGUGCUGCUGCUCUACAUGGUGUCUCCGCUCAUCAGCCCCAAGCCCCUCGCCCUGCCCGGGGCGCAUGUGGUGGUUACUGGAGGCUCCAGUGGCAUUGGAAAGUGCAUUGCAAUCGAGUGCUAUAAACAAGGAGCGUUUAUAACUCUGGUGGCACGAAAUGAGGACAAGCUGUUGCAGGCAAAGAAAGAAAUUGAAAAACACUCUGUUAAUGAUAAGCAGGUGGUACUUUGUAUAUCAGUUGAUGUAUCUCAAGACUAUAGCCAAGUAGAGAACGUCAUAAAACAAGCACAGGAGAAACUGGGCCCAGUGGACAUGCUUGUCAACUGUGCAGGAAUGGCAGUUUCAGGAAAAUUUGAAGAUCUUGAAGUUAGUGCAUUUGAAAGACUAAUGAGCGUCAACUACCUGGGCAGCGUGUACCCCAGCCGAGCGGUGAUCACCACCAUGAAGGAGCGCCGGGUGGGCAGGAUCGUCUUCGUGUCCUCCCAGGCGGGACAGCUGGGGUUAUUCGGUUUCACUGCCUACUCUUCGUCCAAGUUUGCCAUCCGGGGGCUGGCGGAAGCUUUGCAGAUGGAGGUGAAGCCGUAUAAUGUUUACGUCACAGUGGCCUACCCACCAGACACAGACACCCCUGGGUUUGCGGAAGAAAACAAAACCAAGCCCUUGGAGACUCGUCUUAUUUCAGAGACCACAUCUGUUUGCAAACCAGAGCAAGUGGCCAAACAAAUUGUUAAAGACGCCAUACAAGGAAAUUUUAACAGUUCCAUCGGCUCUGAUGGGUACAUGCUCUCGUCCCUGACCUGUGGAAUGGCUCCGGUGACUUCCAUCACAGAAGGGCUCCAGCAGGUGGUCACCAUGGGCCUUUUCCGCACCAUCGCUUUGUUCUACCUGGGAAGUUUCGACAGUAUCAUCCGUCGCUGCAUGAUGCAGAGAGCAAGAUCUGAGGUUGCGGACAAAACUGCCUAAUUCUUACCCCUUGGAAAAAGACUGUCUCUACAUAAUUUGACCAGCUUGCUGCUAAAUGGGACGCAGUUUGGGGCCUGCAGACACUUAUGUCUUGCUUUUGAAUCUGUGAGAUUGGACCAGUGCUCUUCAGAAACCUGGCUGCAAGCAACAGGUUGGAAGUUCCGCUCCAGACAUUAUUAUUAAUACUAUGCAAAAUGGAGCAGGGGACCACCUGAUUCUCCGAGGGGGAGAGGUGAUGGUAAGGAAACAGGAUUCCAGAGUGAUCACUGACCUUUUUUUCUAUUUAUUCUUUCUUUCCCGAUAGAGGUCCAGUCCAGAAAUGUACCUUCUGAGGACUCUUAACCUUCCAUGAAAGGCAGUUUUAUGGGUUUCUUUUUCUUUUUCUUUUCUUUUUCUUUUUUUCUUUUUAACUUGGUGUGUUUUAUUCCAGGUGCGUUUCACACAUUGCCACUGUGUCUGGAUGCAUAAUAAUGUCCCCGACUCACUCUGUGGCUGGGGGACCCUCGUGGCUUCUCUCUCUUUGAUCCCCUUAAACUACAAGGGAGGCUGGGAGAGGGCAGUGCAGUGGGACGAAGGAGAUAAAUAUUUUCCAGUAGGAAAAAAAUCAUGCUUUCUUGUCUUUAGACUUGAAUGCUUAAGGCACUUUUCAUUUUUCAUUCACGGAGAAAGACAGUGUCCUAAAAUGUUUUCUGAAGAGAAGUAGAAUCUUAGGAGCUUAAAAGUUUACAGUUUCCUCAAUAGCCAUGAAGAUCUGAAGCUCACCCAUUCCAUCGCAGUGUCUUAUUCUUGCCAUGUCUUCCUUUCCAAUUUUGCUUAUACUGAUAUAAUAUUUUUGUAAAAAAAGAAGAAAAGAGAAGACCAAUUUUUUGACUUGACUUUUUAAAUUAAUUGAUGAAUUUAUUAAAGCAAACAAAAAAAUUAGAAAGUGUGACCUUCUUCUCCUGUAGCAUAUAUGUAGCUCUUAAGAAAGGCUGAUGAUGGCAUAUUUAAGUUCUAUCUGUUAAGAAAAAAAGAUGUAGGGUGACAAGGCUGGUGGUGAAAAGACUUGCUUUUGAAAUAAGAUGAUCACCCCGUCCUUUCUGUGACCCUCCCGCUGGCCCUGAGAACAUCUACUUUGUACCCCAAGUUCAGAAGGCCCAGUUAUCACUCUCACAACGUAGCCCUGGACAUCCUGGUGCCCCUGCGUGUUGUUUCCAGAUGACAGGCUUCGUUGUUCACCGGUGGAUUCCUGCAGUAAGUGCCUCUGAUGAGUUGUAACCACCCCUACGUCAGCUGCUUCAGUCUGGCGCUGUGCGUGUUCCUCCGACUUGGGGACAGCCACUUCCAUUAUAAUGCUGUGUCCCCUCCCUCGGGCACACACAGUGAGCAUAUACAAUACCACAUGCCAGUCCAUUUUGGUGAGAAAAGACCACUGCUUUUGAAGAAGAAACUUUUUUUUUAAAUUGUUUUAAAAAAACAACUCUACAAAAGGUUAAAGACCUAAAAAGUAUUGCAAGCCUUUUUUUUUGUUCUUGAGUUUUUGAACCUCUUGACUUUAAAAUGACUUAGUCUUUAAACAAGAAAAAUGUCUCAUGGCUUUAAUCCACGGCGUCUUUUUGAAAGACGAGAGUGGCAUACUUUCAAACACCGACAAAGACAGAAGAAAUGAUUAUUUAAUAUAUUAGUUGCUUGGGAUGACUUCAUUGCAGUUUAUGGCGGUGGGUUGGACCCGUCGUGGUUUCUUGACUCUUGCAGUCUUAGGGAGCCAUCGUCCCCAAACUCUGUUGAGUCGUGUUGGGCAGCCUCUGACAGGGAGUGAUGGCUAUAUUUUCUUAAUUAUAGAAAACAGAUACAAAUUGAUAUCUGGAUGUUUCUCAAUUUUAUUCUUUUCUCAUAAAUGUUUCUUGAAUGUUGGCACCUUCUGCUGAUGGUCUGUAUUAAACUCUAGCCCAAGAUGAUGCCUCAUUUAAUAGGAUUAACUAUCUUGAAAUUGCUAUUUCAGUGUACGUUCUCAAGGUGCCCUCAUAGAGAGUACCGUCACCCCAGGUGACCUGCUGCCUGAGCAAAUGUGUGAGCCCCUGUUCCACGGGGUAUAGUACAAUCCCCGACCCAGUGGAAGCUCAGGCACGAGAGCAGAUGUGUGGAGAGGACGGUGUCAGGGAAGGGGCUGUUUUAUCAGAGAUGGCAAAGGUCUAUAGUCCUGGAACCAAAAAACUUUGAAAACUGAGGUGUUUCUUUUUUCCUUCCUAAAUUUGGUGCCAUAAUUCAUUUGAUAGCAAAACCUGACUUGAGCUGACAUGAGAUUAUUAUGUUUUUUAUUUAUGCCACUCCUUGGGCUGCUCAUUAAUUGUGUCUGAAGAAGUACCAGUGGGUUUGAUUACAGGGACUGCCCCAGACUCUGGAGAUGUUUUGUAAUAUCCAGUGUAUGUCCCAUAUUACCUUCCCAAAAUGCAAAAAAUGAUGAAUUCUGCAACCCAUCUGGCCUGAAGGGUUUUGGAUAAGGGAUUGUAGACGCUUACGUAGCAUCACACAAGGAUCUGACUUCAUCCAGAAUCUGGAAAUAACUAUAAGGCAAUUUCUAUGUUUUAUCUUUUUUGGCUCAAUUCUUAUACAACCCUUUUUUUUUUUUCACUGACUUGCUUUUUUUUGCUCAGGGGAAGAAAAGUAAGCCCUGAGUCAAAUUGUUAGGGAAACUGUAGGCUUUUUUUUAAAGGAUCACAUUGAUUCAACACUUUCUGUUGUACCCAGAAGUGGGUAAGUCUUACCCGUGGUAGAAGAAGUUUAAUCAUAAUUCUGUGGGUUCUCUGUAUGUGACCAUAGCUUAUUAUGUGAGUUUCUGUUCUGAAGUGCCUGCCUCUGCCAGGUUGGGUUGUAGUGUUUUAUUAUAAUGUAUUUGUGAGUAUAUUUAUUUUAAAAUGUUUAACGUUACGCAGCCAUAGAAAUUCCAAAAUAUGUUCAAGGACCCUUCAUAAUUGAAAAACAUAUAAAAAAAAAUUCUCACUUCUUUUUUACAAAAAAAAAGUCAGGAGGGUUGUUCUUUUCUAUAUCUUUUUCAAAUUUAAUUUUUAUAGCUGAAAAAGAGAAGAAAUUAAAAAUGCUACUAGUGAUGGCUCUUUUACAUUAAUACUUGUAUCUGUUUUGUUAUUAAGGUCUUUAUUUGAAUCUGUUCAACUAUCCAUUGUUGAUUCUUGAAAGUGAAACUUUGAGAGACCAUUUCUAGUAUUUUGAUGACAAAAGAAUUUUGACAAUAGUUGCUUCGAUUCAAAGAAUUGGGUGUCUUUGUCUUUCUAGAAGAAGGAAAUACCAUAAUUUUCCCCCCAAAUUAUAUCAUCAACAGAUUUAAUUUUAUCACAUCAUUUUCUAAUUUAAACAUGUCUUAUUCACUUGAAGACACUUAAAUGUUCAUACUUUUUGACGUAAAAUGUUUUGCGUCUUUCUCAUUUUCUUAAAUUAUUAGUAACUCAGCUUUGAAAAAUACCUACUAACCCUAACCGUCAUAGUCUGGACUAAAUCUUGUUUAGUUUGGAGCAGUGGUGGCAGAUUUGGUAUUUUGAAGAGGAGAUAAUAGCUGUUAUAUUUUACAGUUGCUUAAUGUGACAACUCUAAAGACAUUUUUAAACUGAUGAGAGUGCAUAUGGCUAUUUUGAUAUAUAUUAGAACCUGUGUUUGCUACUUUAGAAGCUUUUGUGGCAGAAUUGUAACCUAAUUUUCAUAUCUUGUAUUUCUGAAUCACAACAAGAAAUAAAUGGGGAACAUGCUUUA
Messenger RNA from Camelus dromedarius (Arabian camel), 4830 nucleotides. RefSeq names its product 3-ketodihydrosphingosine reductase (gene KDSR). The transcript is spliced from 10 exons. Bases 91 to 1089 code for a protein of 332 amino acids. The record is from RefSeq and is a predicted model, not a curated record. Gene Ontology annotation, biological process: sphingolipid biosynthetic process. Gene Ontology annotation, molecular function: 3-dehydrosphinganine reductase activity. Gene Ontology annotation, cellular component: endoplasmic reticulum membrane. NCBI's taxonomy places the organism in Eukaryota, Metazoa, Chordata, Mammalia, Artiodactyla, Camelidae.